CGAGAUCUCGUCCACCGCUCCGGAGUCUCAGCUGAACUCAGGAGUCUCCUCCUCCUGCCGCCGCUGCUGCUGCUGAUGCUGAUGCUGCUGCUGCUGCUGCUCCACCGGACCAGUCGGGAGGAAACUCGCCGCUCUUCUCGGCAAGACAAAGAGAGCCUCACGUCUGCGCGGAUGAAGUGCCGGUGGUGACCGCGGACGCCCGCAGCCAGACAGCCAGCCGCCGGUCCGCGGAGACUCGUCGGGGAUGUGCGCGGAGAGCGAGCCGUUUCGUGAUUGGACGCGCUCUCUCUCUGAAAGCUUCGGGAUAAACAUCGAGUCAUGUUGCUCCAGCCAGAUCAUCCACGGGCGGGAAUCUAAGUGCGGUUUCAUCAGCGCGACAGGAAGGGAGGCGCUCUUCAUGAAGGAGCGAGAUCCAGGGAUCAACUAGUGACUCGACUCACUUCCACACCUGCGUCGGGACUUCACCGGAGAAGCGUCACAUCACACAGCAGUGUGGAGCUUUCAACCCAUCACCUCUAACGGAAACAAAAGGACUUAUUUCGUCAGAUCAGACUGCAGCGCACCAUGUGGAUGAAGUGGAGAAUGAUGGUGGACUCCCUGUGUGGCCGGAGACGAAGGCUGUCCUGCUCCUUCUGGUUUCUCCUGCUGUUCGCCGCUGGAGGUCUGCUUCUCUUCAUCCACCAGCAGGAGCAGUCGGAGAUGGUCCAGCAACAAGCACCAGGCGUGAAGCUUGUCAGCACUCCACGUCAGUCCAGAGAGACUCUGUCCACUCAGGACCAAGCUAAAGCCCAGCUGUACCCGGAACCGCCACCAGGAGCAGAAGGAAUCUUAUCAAGUUUGAUCCCUCCGAUGCAGUUUCCGAACUUUGAGAAGCGAAGGCAGAACUCGGCUUCGCACGGGUCUCGAGAACAGGACAUGGGUUCAGUCCGCGUCUCCAAAAGACAACGUAAACUUUUAAAAACCAGCCCGCUUGUUUAUCACGUCAACAAUGAUUCCGCCUCCUCCACUUUGUUCUCCUACCCUGCUUCCGGCUCUUACCUCCACCGCAGCUGGAAAAAGCUUGCCCAUAUCCUGGAGGGCCGGCGGCAGAUGAUGAAAACGGUCUGCACCAAGUACAAAAGCAGCAUCUCCCGGACGAUUACCCGGCACCACGUGAAGAACAUCUACGUGGAGGACAGGUACAAGCUGCUGUACUGCCAGGUACCGAAAGCUGGCUGCUCCAACUGGAAGCGGACCCUGAUGGUGCUGGCGGGUCAAGCGGCAAACGCGCAGAGCAUCAAACAUGACACGGUCCACUACGGCAACCACCUGAAGACGCUGGACAGCUUCGACCGGCAGGGGAUCAUGAAGCGCCUGGAGAGCUACACCAAAGUCAUCUUUGUUCGAGAGCCGUUGGAGCGGAUCGUGUCGGCGUACAGGGACAAGUUUGAGAACCCUAACAACUACUACCACUCUCUCUUUGGCAAACCCAUCAUCUCCAAGUACAGGGUGAACGCUUCCAGAGCGGCACUGAGCAGCGGCAGCGGCGUCACCUUCCAGGAGUUUGUGCAGUACCUGCUGGACGUUCACCGCCCCGUGGGCAUGGACAUUCACUGGGAGCAGGUGAACCAGCUCUGUAACCCUUGCCACAUAGACUACGACUUUAUCGGCAAGUUUGAGAACAUGGAGGAGGAGUCCAACUUCCUCCUGCGAUUGACGGGAGCUCCGGGGAACCUGACGCUCCCUAGUUUUAAAGACAGGAACCCAAGUGACAAGCGGACUUCCACGCAGAUAACAAAGAAGUACUUUGCUCAAGUGAGCACUCUAGAAAGACAGCGAGUCUAUGAUUUUUACUACAUGGACUACCUGAUGUUUAACUACUCCAAACCUUUCAAGGAUUUAUAUUAACCUUUCCCAAACACGUUCAUCGUCUGCCGCUUCGACAUUCCCUCCACGUCACUAAUAUCUACUCUCACCUUCGAAAUUAGUGUUUUCUUAAUAGCUUUCUACCCAAUUACAGGAGGAGAAGACGUGUGUCAUGUGGUUUUAAAUACUCUAAACUGUCCUCAAAUGCAAAGUAUUUAUUCUCUUAUAGCACACUGUGUUGUAGAAUUAAGACUUAUUGAUGUUAUUGCUUCUAAAAAUGGUUUAUUAUUGUUCGACAGGCUUUAAAUUACGCCCUAAAUAGCAAGUCAAAUAGCAUUUGCAAUUCAGAUCAAAAGUAUUGGUCCAAUAUUUAUCCAAAUCAAAGUUUGUAAAGGUGCAAGACAUUGUCAUUUUUAUUGCUUUUUUUCUCCCAAAAUAGGUCCACAUUAGACAGCCAACAUUAACAGAUGAUUUUGGUCUCAAUAGGUGAGCCACAGUUGAACACCAGUAUGUAACCCAUGCUUCACCUCUGUGUGAGGUUAAAAGCUAUUAAGUCAUGUUUCUCUUUCUAAAGCAGCGUCAGGCUCCUCCAUCGAUGAAACAUGUGUGGCAUUAAAGGCGCAAAGAAGCAAUAUAUUUUCAUCUAUAUUGAGGAGCGCUGAAAGUACAAUCAAAGAUGUGCAAUAUCAUAUGAAGCCACCUUUUAAAUUUAAAAUCAAUUUCAAAUUCAACCUAUUGUAAACCGUUUUUAUACUCAUUCUAAACAUAUUUUCCAGUUUAUUCAUUCAAUCCAUGAAGCCUUGCAUACGUUUGCUCCCUCACCUGCUUCUCUCGUGGCCUGGCCUGAAAAGGCUGAAAUGGCUGCUGGUAGGUGUAUCCUACUAUAGACAGAUGAAGCUUCAUGAAACAGUCUCUAUUUUCAGAGUUGGUGCUGUCUAAUAGCAUUUUUUCUUAUCAACAACUAUUUUAAGGAAACCUCACAUCAUUUAUAAACCAGGAGCGCCAUCUAUUGAGCUCACUGUUUCACAAAGCUUCACCAGCUCAUCGCUACCAUCAACACAUACUUGUCUCGAAGGUGCACGUGUAGGCAAAACUGCGAAUGGGUUCCUUCCUCUUCAGCGAUUCCGACUUGUUUUACUUCUGCAACAAUACUUCAUUUUUAAUUCACAUCUAUUCAUUUAUUAGAGGAUGCAAAUUUAAAGCCAGAAAUUAAAUUGAAUUCUGCAGUCUAGUGAAAAAGCACUUUAGAUCGGGGACGCAAAUAUGAACUUUUAAUAAAGUAAUUACAUGCUUAUUUAUUCUUAUUAAUCACUAGUUUCCGUGUUGUUUAUGGUGAACGUGUAAGCAGUACUUUGUGGGAAGAGUGAAGGACUAUCUUGUCUCCUCUUAACUUAACUGAUGAUUAAUACCUGGCUAACAUGCUGCUAAUAUAUAUAUGAAUAUAGAGCGUAUUUAUGGCAGUAUAUACUGUCAAAUAAAAAGUGGAAAAAUUGAGUUUGAGAACCAAUUCAUUUAAAUAGUGAUGUAUGAAAAAAAAACAUUUAUUUAGAGUUAGUAACAUCGUGAGCCUCUAGUGUCUUGGGGUUUGGCUGUUUUUAUUACUUAUUAUUAUUCCUUUAUGCAAGGGGGAAAGAAAGAUUAAUAAUUAAACAUGGGAAAAAAAACUAUCCCACUAAUGUACUGUAUAAUGCAAUUUUAAAGUUAAAGUAAAUUCAAAAGGAAUCAAAAUUUACACAUUGAUGAGAGAAGGAAAGCUGAUUUUUCAUUAUAAAUUACAGAAUGAAUUGUCGAUUGAAGCCCACACAUUUAUGUAUAAUUCAAAUGUUGGCGUCCUUUUAAUUUUUUAUAUUUUAUUUUAUUUUUCCCACUUCCGUCCACAAUGCCCUAAAGUGGCUUCCCUUCGAUGAUCAACAAGAAAACUUUAAACGUCACAAUAGUUCCUUUAGCAGUACAUUUAUGCCACGCCACUUUCCAUACUCCAAUGAAGUUUUGCAUUUUCUAUUUGACUUGCAGCAGCUUCGUAAUACCUCUAUGUAUCAGCGCAUACUAAUACAAAUAUUUGAUGUUCACGCUUUAACUAAAAGAAACCCUAUAAACGUUAGAUAGACGUGUCAAGUGCUGCCCGCGGCGUGUGCACUUGCAGUAGCAUUUUGUAUCUGGAGCUUAGUGGGUCUUCAGUUAGUCUUCUUGUCCCGUCACUGUUUACUUGGGUGGAUUUUUGGAUGGUACUGAGCGAUAUAUAUCCAAUGUCAGUCAGCAGACGUGUUUGCUACGCGACCUGAAACCAAAUCAUGACAUCAGAUUAAGAAAAUUCAGCUUGGGUGUGAGAUGAAGCGUCUUCUUCAUGAGUGACACCAAAAACCUCCAGAUAUUCCACUCUGUCAGUAACACUGUUUCCUGUGUGUGUUCAACACUGCAUCUUCAUAGACUCUUUUUCAGACUGUGUACAGUUGUAUAAUGGGCAUUCAGAUGAUUAUAUAUAUAUUUUUCUAUGUAUUUCUAAUAUACUCUAUCUCUCUAUACAAAUUAAAUAUGUGUAUAUUGAGUGCUUCUUGGUGAAAUUAUGUUUCUUUCUAUCAAUGUGGUGUGUCACACUGUCCAUGACCGAACAUGCACCAGUUGAAAAACUAUGUUUGAGUGAAUAUAGUGUUUCAGAAGUUGAAUAUACUUGUCGCGGGUUUGCCAGGAGGGAAGCUUUUCAAUGCCACUGUAUUAAAGAUGAGAAAAACAAUAGUGCUAAUGCUAAACAUUAGUGAUGGGUAGAUGAGGUUUCAUGACGCAGUCACCAGAUGGUACUGUCUACUGUAAAAUGUUUGGACUUCGACGACGACUUCUAUGAAAUUAUUUUUAAACCAAGAACCUCCUCUACCCAUCACUUACCAAACGUUAUUACCAUUUUACAUUGCCCACCUCUUGUGUAAGCCAAGUGAAAGUCAUCACAAUUAUAAAUCUCAUUCGUUUUGGCAGUGUUUUGGAAUCAUAUCAUCAUUCAAAGAGCAGAAGAAGUAGUUCAUAAAUACGGUAUAUGAUGAGACAAACAUGACCCUCAGUGGGCUUCUGUUACCGUGGUUACCGUCACAAAUCCCACACCGCCUCUGAGACUUGGGACUAGAGAUGGGAUAAAGAAGGUGUGUCAAAGUCGAGGCCCCGGGGCAGAGUGUGGGUGUGACAGGCUUUCAUUUCAUCUUCAUCCACCAAAUAGCAUCUCCCUCACCGGAAAUGUGUCUGCCUCAAAAUGUUUUUUUUUUUUUAAUUCAUUACAGGUUGGGAUUGAAAUGCACUCUUAAUGAACAACAAAAGCCUCCUGUGUAGUGGUUCAGAGUAGGAGUAUGCUACAGCUAGAGCUGGAGCUGAAGCGAAUUUAUGAUGUCAGUUAAAGGAUGACAAAUGUUGCAGUCUUUCACAGGCAACAUUUUUCAGUCACCAAUUCCAAGUGCAUGAUAGUAUACAAUGUGAUGUCAUAGCCAAAACAUCCAUGGUGGAGGAGAGAAAAGGAGGACAAUGAAAUUGUGCUGGUGGGUGGAAAAUUUAGGUUUUACAAAAAUUCAGAAUAGAAGCACAAAAAAAUGUGGUUCUCAUGCGGCAUAUAUAUAGACAUUAAUUCUGUCCCACAACUUGACACACCUUCUUUAAGUUGUUGCAUGACAUCGCUGUCCCUACGCGCUCACCCACAGAUUCAGUGUCUCCACAUCCAUAUUUGUGCACAUCACUCUAUCAGAUUAAUAAUCAUUUAUCUUUUUAAAAAAAAGAUCUGUUUUCUUAAUAAUAUUUAAGAAAAAACAGGUCGGGUCGAAAAGGUUUUCUCUGCUAAGUAUGUUGGAAGAAUAGUGAUAUUCUUUGGGACUAAAUCGUGGAGGGGAUGAGGAGAGGUGUGACAGCAGGUGAGCAGAGGGAUUGUUUGCUCUCUUGCUGCCAGAACAGACUGAAGUGGCAGAAGAAGCGCCACACUCAAGGAAUCCUCCCAACAUUAUUCCUGCAAACAAAGUGACAAUAGCUACUUUUCAAAAAACAAGACUGUACACAAAAUAUGGUGAACUUCCAGUGAAGGCACCUGGAGAACAUCUGUCUUCACUUUGGAUCAUGUUUCAUCUCAUUUUUAUAAACUAUUGAGUCCUAACUUUCCUAACUUUCAACUCAGUAAAUAUGUUAAAAAAUACACUAUAUAUAUAUAUAUAUAUAUAUAUAUAUAUAUAUAUAUAUAUAUAU
Messenger RNA from Synchiropus splendidus (mandarinfish), 6051 nucleotides. Its product is annotated as carbohydrate sulfotransferase 8-like. The transcript is spliced from 5 exons. The record is from RefSeq and is a predicted model, not a curated record. Lineage: Eukaryota; Metazoa; Chordata; Actinopteri; Syngnathiformes; Callionymidae. Gene Ontology annotation, cellular component: membrane. Gene Ontology annotation, molecular function: sulfotransferase activity. Gene Ontology annotation, biological process: carbohydrate biosynthetic process; proteoglycan biosynthetic process. Bases 565 to 1887 code for a protein of 440 amino acids.